CCCCUCUCUCUGGCCUUCUCAUACAUUAUAAAAAAACUUGUCCAGGACAACUUUUUCUUCACUCCUCGUCUAUUUCUCCAGACAAAUUCCUAAAUAUCACAGAAGAAAACCCAGGAUGGCUAUCUUGUUCAAGCCCGAAUUGUUUCUCUCGCUGUUUUUGUUGAUAUCUUCUUACCAUACAGCAACAGAAGCUUCAAAAGUCGCCCAGAGCCUCAACUUCAACAGUACCUUCAGCAAUGGUACCAGUAAUGCUAGAGAACUUGCCGGCAAGUGCAACUGGUUCAGAGGGAAAUGGGUUUUUGAUCCUAAGUAUCCUCUCUAUGACUCAAAUUGUCCCUUCAUAGAUCCACAGUUCAAUUGUCAAAAGUAUGGCAGACCUGAUAGCUAUUAUCUCAAGUAUCGGUGGCAACCUUUUGCAUGUGACUUGCCAAGGUUUAAUGGGCUAUAUUUCUUGGAGAAAUGGAGAGGGAAGAAGAUUAUGUUUGUAGGUGACUCGUUGAGUUUGAACCAGUGGAUAUCUUUAACGUGUUUGAUUCAUGCCUGGGUACCAAAUUCAAAGUAUACAGUGUUUAGGACAGAUGUGCUAUCUUCUCUUACAUUUGAGGACUACGGAGUCAAGAUACUGCUAUAUCGAACGACAUACCUGGUGGAUCUUGUCAAUGAUAAGGCAGGACGAGUAUUGAAGCUUGAUUCGAUAAACAAUGGCAACGCAUGGCUAGGCAUGGACAUGUUGAUCUUCAACACUUGGCAUUGGUGGACCCAUACUGGAAGAUCUCAGCCAUGGGAUUAUAUCCAAGAAGGGGGUAAAUUGUACAAAGAUAUGAACCGGCUAAUUGCAUUUUACAAGGGACUAACCACCUGGGCUAGAUGGGUCAACCGAAAUGUUGAUCCUUCUAAAACCAAAGUCUUCUUCCAGGACGUUUCUCCUACGCAUUAUGUGGGCGGGGAUUGGAAUGAGCCAUCAAAGUCAUGUGCUGCUGAGACACAACCGUUCUUUGGAACAAGGUACCCAGCAGGAACACCGUUAGCUUGGGCUGUAGUUAACAAGGUUUUGAGCAGGAUUCAGAAACCAGUCUACUUAUUAGACGUGACCACACUUUCUCAGUACCGAAAAGAUGCACAUCCUUCGCGUUACGGCGGCGACAAUGGUGGCACAGAUUGUAGCCACUGGUGUCUACCUGGAUUGCCUGAUACUUGGAACCAACUUCUAUAUGCAGCCCUCUUCGGUUGAUUGUGCUUAAAUGGCAUUCAUUAUACAUGGUGUAAUCUAGUCAUUUUUUUAGAUGAUCGAUCAUUGUUUCGAUGAUGGUACGUACAGGAGUUUAUUCUUGUUCUCAGAGCUAGUGCCUGUUGGCAAUAAUGAGAGUUGUGAUUCUUCAAUUGUAAAUUUAGAUUAUUGUGCUGGCAAUGAGAUUGCCAUGAAAUGAAAGAAAUACGCUCCAAAUCAAAAGGCCUGUUAUGGAGAUUGGAGAUGAUCUUUCAAAAGUGUUUAGUAACUUGAAUGAAAACAGUAAUAGCCAUGACCUAUAAACCUUUGGUGGAUCAAAA
Populus euphratica (Euphrates poplar) is the source of this 1548-nucleotide messenger RNA. Its product is annotated as protein trichome birefringence-like 39. The record is from RefSeq and is a predicted model, not a curated record. Bases 116 to 1231 code for a protein of 371 amino acids. Gene Ontology annotation, molecular function: O-acetyltransferase activity. The transcript is spliced from 5 exons. Lineage: Eukaryota; Viridiplantae; Streptophyta; Magnoliopsida; Malpighiales; Salicaceae. Gene Ontology annotation, cellular component: Golgi apparatus.